This is a messenger RNA of Drosophila takahashii, 525 nucleotides long. RefSeq lists its product as uncharacterized. The record is from RefSeq and is a predicted model, not a curated record. NCBI's taxonomy places the organism in Eukaryota, Metazoa, Arthropoda, Insecta, Diptera, Drosophilidae.
AUGCAUAUUAAAGUUACUCUUCUCGUUGUCUUUGUGGCCACUGCUUUUCUAGUUUGCAGUGAGGCACCCUAUAUUAAACUGACCAACGUUAUCUGUGAAUCACUUAACAAAACUUGGGUGGCUUUUCAUUAUUGUCGACUGAAAGCUAUUUCCCGAAACAAAACUACCGGCAAUAUAAAUGCAACAUUUUUUCACCCGGCCAAAAAUGUGCAUCUCAGGUUACAAAUGGUGAAGAAGGCCAGUGGCUAUAAGCCAUUUCUGUUUGAUAUAACCAUCGAUGCCUGUCUAUUUUUGCGUAGACGACAUAAUCCCGUCAUCAAGAUGUUUUAUGCGUUUAUAAAGGAUAAAUCCACCCUGAAUCAUACAUGUCCUUAUUCGGGCUUGCAGGUGGUAAGCGAUUAUCAUCACGCUGUAUUUCCAGUACCAUUACCAACCGGGGAAUAUGGAGUGUUGCUAGAUUUUAUAUUCGAUGGUAGGAAGCAGUUCCACGUAAAUGUUUACUUUACCUUUGUAGAGGACUUUUGA